AUGCCCCCAAUCCCCAAGCAUCACCUAGUUGAGAGAUUUGUGCGGUGCGGUAACCACACGGCGCGAUCACUGUGUUCAACCUUAGAACUCCUCCCCUUUUCUACCUUCCAGUUCCGGCAUACCGUUAUUCGGAUUGCUUUAGAUGAAGAUGAGGAUUAA
This is a messenger RNA of Sclerotinia sclerotiorum 1980 UF-70, 159 nucleotides long. RefSeq lists its product with no specific name. Lineage: Eukaryota; Fungi; Ascomycota; Leotiomycetes; Helotiales; Sclerotiniaceae. Bases 1 to 159 code for a protein of 52 amino acids. The record is from RefSeq and is a predicted model, not a curated record. The transcript has 2 exons.